Cinara cedri is the source of this 1055-nucleotide messenger RNA. Lineage: Eukaryota; Metazoa; Arthropoda; Insecta; Hemiptera; Aphididae. The record is from the annotation of a GenBank genome assembly.
AUGUCAGAAAUUAACGUACAAGUACGUGUGGGAACGAAUCAUAUUUUUAAUACAAAAGUGUACAUAGAUUUAAAUGAUACCGUUCUUUCAUUGAAGAAGGCAAUUUGUAAAAUUAAAGAACAAAUAGUUUUGAAUCGUAUGACACUCAUGUAUUGCGGGAUCAUUUUGGAAGACUCUCAACCUUUACACACGUAUGAGCUAUUCUCAGGAUGCACGGUGUUCGUGUUUCAAAAAAUUAAGACCGAAAGAAAGGCAACUUUUGAACCGAUUAAUGAUGUCACUAUAGGAAAGCUUGCCAGAGGCUUUCGUUCGCUUUUGUUGAAUUCAGAAUACAGAAAUUCACUGUCAAGACUUUGUAGACCUGAAGUGAUUCAUAUUUUGUUGCACAACAAUCCUGGCCUAGUUGAGGAUCCGAUUGCACUUACUCUUUUUCAACAUCCUGAGUUAUUAAUGAAGAUCACUGAUUAUGAAACUAUAAAAAACUUGGCACAAAAUCAUCCUGCUUUGGCGUCGAUUAUCCUUCAUGUUACUGAAACUGCACAAAAUAAACUGUUGCAGGUAAUUUUAUUGAAAAAUGUAGCCAACUAUUAUUAUAUUAAUUUAAAUGUAUGUUUUAAAUUGUGUAUUAGAACCAAAUGAGCGAAGACAUAGUGGGGACGGAAAACAAUCCUGUUAGUAACACAAGUGAUGAAGACGAUGAUCUAGAUGAUUCUAAUCUUCCAGGUCAGAGCAAUGGUCAUCCUUACUCCAAUGUAGUUUUAGGAGAAAUCCAGAGAGAAAUCACUGCUGCCCAGUUAGCAUCAGCUAUAGCGAAUGCUACAGCACAACAAUCUCAACCAAGUACCAGUGGAGCAAGUACUUCAACUGGAAGUACAGGAAAUGCUAUUGAGAAUGCACAAAGUCCAACUACAACCGAGCUUAUUUUACCGACUCAAUUACAAAUAAUGAGAGACAUGGGUUUGACUAAUGAAGCUGUAAACAUUGCAGCAUUACGAAUUAGUAAUGAUUUGGAAACUGCUAUUGAUUUGGUAUUAAGCGGUUUCACAAAUCCAUAA